AUGAUUUGCAAAGUUCAAAGUUUUGAGUCAUAUCCUAAUGAUUAAAUUGACGUCUAGUAUACAAUAGCUUUAUUUGAUUGUUAUUCCUUAUUUUAAACUUGUCUAUAUGUUGGAUUAUCGAAUCUUAUUAAUGAUUAUUUUAAUUAUUGCAAUAGGUAUACCAAAUUCUAGAUAUACCCAUAGCUGUAGCUUAAACUCCAGAAACUUUUGUAAAAAUCUUGGUAGAUAAAAUUUUUGGUUCAGCCCUAGAUUUAUUUGAUGUGUUUAUAGGUAUUAUCUAAUGUUUAAAUGAAUCCUUCAAUAAAAAUUGAUUGA
Molecule: messenger RNA, 315 nt
Organism: Paramecium primaurelia
Lineage: Eukaryota; Ciliophora; Oligohymenophorea; Peniculida; Parameciidae
Source: the annotation of a GenBank genome assembly